UAUGAUGGGGUACGCAGACGGAGCUGCUUUGUGCUGCAGCAGACUUAGUCCUUACACACGUACCAGGUACUUACCUUCAGCCAGAAACAUGAACUGCACAGGGACAGAGCUCUCGCUGGCUAACUGCUCUUUCUCGUCUUCGACUGCUAACUGCCCUGCCAGCCACCUGGCAUCUGCUGUCUGCUACAAAACCAACAAAGCACAAGUAGAUACGACUUUCUCCGUUCGACUUGUCAACGGUUCCUCAAACUGGGGACGGGUGGAGGUGAGGUACAUGGGGGCCUGGGGUGUGGUGUGCGUCGGUUCGUCGUGGAACGACUCUGCGGCAACUGUCGUCUGCAAACAACUUGGGUUCACAGGCGGGGUCAAGUUUGGGGGACCACUCAUCAGCCAGUUUGACGGAAGUGGCUGGGUUACCUCCCUUAACUGCACAGGAAGGGAGACAAGUCUGGACGAGUGCGUGGUGCGGCCGCUAGGGGCGCCUUCCUACUCCUGUACAGCAGCCCACGCUCUGUGUUACACCACAACGGCGCCCAAGGUGCAGCUGGUGGGUGGAGGGGCCAGCUACGGGCGUGUGGAGGUGUCUGUGGAUGGAGGGAUGUACACAGUCUGCGACAACCACUGGUCUGAAUAUGAUGCGACAGCCGUCUGCAAGAGCUGGGAUUUCAAGGAGGAGACGCGAUAAUGAGGUCCUACUAUGGUCCCGGCAGUGGUCAGGUGCCCUCGACAGCGUCUCGUGUGGUUACUCGGACAAGAGCCUUCUGGGCUGUCGGAGCAAGGGCUGGCUGCAGACGGACACAGCCUGUAGUGAUCACACCAAGGACGCGGGUGUCACCUGCUUCGGUGCAGUCCGGCUCAGAAAGGGAGACCAUUCCCACGGAGUUCUCACAGUCAAAAUCGGAAGAUGGUACUACGCAGUGUGUGGCACUGGCUUCGAUGACACAGACGCUACAGUGGCGUGUGGACAGCUGGGAUUUGAACGCGGAAUAGCUUUGCCAACAGGGUCAUACGGCACGUACCAGGAUGCCUACAAAUGGAGGAAUCUCAACUGCUCAGGAAAUGAAAGCAGCAUUUUCCAGUGUAGGCACGAUUCAGGUUCCUGUGUUCGGAACAGUUUCACCAACUACGCCUCCGUGUAUUGCUUCAAUGGCUCCAUCGCAUCAGCCUCUUCGCUGUCCCUGGAGGACGGUCAGGGGCCGAUCACUAACUCCUCCGGCCGGCUGGUGGUGAGGCUGAGCGGUGUUCAGGGCAAAGUGUGUCCCGCCUACUGGGAUGACUUGGAUGCCCGCGUGGCCUGCAGACAGCUGGGACAUGGGGAUGGUCUGGCACUGGCUUUCUCUGGUCCUCGCCCAGGCCCCUACCUGCUCAACGAUGUGGCUUGCACGGUCUCGAGACGUCCAUCUUUAGUUGCCUUGGCAACGAAACGUGCUCUCUUCCGUACGGCAACCCACCUGAUGCAGGUGUUCUGUGCUUCAAUGGCAGCGCACCUGUGAUUCAGUUGAUCGGAGGGACCUCAGACAGCGAGGGUGUGGUUCAGGUGGUGUAUGGAGGUCAGGCCGGCACAGUGUGCUCCUCCACCUCUCGCCGGACACCGAACGCCAGGGUGGUGUGCCGCCAGCUGG
This is a messenger RNA of Pomacea canaliculata, 1622 nucleotides long. RefSeq names its product neurotrypsin-like. Lineage: Eukaryota; Metazoa; Mollusca; Gastropoda; Architaenioglossa; Ampullariidae. Gene Ontology annotation, cellular component: membrane. The record is from RefSeq and is a predicted model, not a curated record. The transcript has 9 exons. Bases 591 to 1493 code for a protein of 300 amino acids.